Molecule: messenger RNA, 1221 nt
Organism: Aspergillus caelatus
Lineage: Eukaryota; Fungi; Ascomycota; Eurotiomycetes; Eurotiales; Aspergillaceae
Product: aromatic ring-hydroxylating oxygenase subunit alpha
Exons: 5
Coding region: 1-1221 (406 amino acids)
Molecular function (GO): 2 iron, 2 sulfur cluster binding; iron ion binding
Source: RefSeq, a predicted model, not a curated record
AUGUUCCGAAUUCUUUCCUCCUCUGACAAAUCUGAAAAAUCCCAGGAGAAGAGCUCCGAGACUCGGGCUCUUCCGGCAUCAUGGUAUCAUUCAAGCCCACUUUAUCAACUUGAACGACGAGCAGUCUUUUCCAAGAAGUGGUUGCUAGUCACACAUCGAUCGCGUUUUUCCAAGCCAGGGGACUUCAUUAGAUACGAGGAGGCCGGCUUCCCCUUUUUUCUCUGUCUUGAUCGCCAGGGUAACCUGCGAGGAUUUCAUAAUGUUUGCCGACACCGUGCCUUUCCAGUCGUUACUUCUGAUUCUGGAUCGGUAAAUAUCCUGGCUUGCAAAUACCAUGGUUGGUCCUACGGGCUGAACGGAAAACUCGCAAAAGCCCCUCGUUUCGAUGAUGUGUCUGGUUUUGAAAAAGAUAAAAAUGGUUUAUUUUCUGUACAUGUCCAUGUUGAUCAGAGGGGCCUUGUUUGGGUCAAUCUUGACGCUAACGAAGCUCCUACCACCCCCUGGAAUGAAGACUUUCUGGGAGCUGACACCCAGGACCGACUGCAGGAUUUCAACAUGGCCGAAUAUGAAUUUGAUCAUACAUGGGAUAUGCCAGGUAAUUAUAACUGGAAGACAUUGGUCGAUAAUUAUAACGAGUGCUACCAUUGCGGUGUUGCGCAUCCUGGCAUUGCGGCCAUAUCGGAUCUGACCACCUAUGAUGUCCAAACCCAGGGAGGGCAAAUCCAGCAUUAUGUGAAAGACAAACCAGGCUACGAGUCAGAUACGAAAGUUGCCCCAACUUUCUUUUUCCCGAACGCCUCGGUUACAAUGACAUCGCAUUAUUUCUACAUCAUGCGGGUAGUGCCAACGUCUGCGACGACGACAUCGAUGCAAUACGAGGUAUUUCGGCAUAAAGAUGCAUCCGAAAAAACCUUCAAGGAGCUAGAUGACUUCUUCAAACAGGUUGAAAAUGAAGACAAGAAUCUUUGUAACGGGGCACAGAGAAACUUGAAUGCAGGGGUUUACGUUAACGGUGUGCUACAGCCGUUCAACGAGAAGGGCGUUCUUUACUUUCAAAAACUUGUCAAACAGAAUUUGGUUGCCCAUCGCGAGGAGGAAGAAUCCAAGGGUAGAGAGAUAUGGCCUAGUAUGAGAAAGACGAUGAAGUCAACGUCUUUGGAUGAUGAGAUUGACUUCUGUGCCAAGCUCGAGGGUUGUGGUAAGGCCGAGCUGGCUUGGUAG